AUGGAUCAAUCGCAAUUUACCGACAGAGCUUUAAACAUUGUGACCACAGCUCAGAAGCUGUGUCAGCAAAACAACCAUGCUCAGAUAGUUCCUCUCCAUUUCCUUGCUGCUAUGACUCCGAUGUCUACCGAUGGGGAGGCCAUAUAUCUCAAGACGCUGAUAGAGCGAGGCCGUUUUGACUGGCAGGCCUUUGAGCGCACAGUCAACAAGCACUUGGUGAGGCUGCCAAGUGUUGAAGGCAGUAACACCGAGCCAUCGUUCUCGGCAUCUGCUGCCAACAUUAUUACGAACGCUAAUAAAAUCAAGGGCCAGCAAAAGGAUUCCUAUAUUGGCCAGGACCACAUUUUGCUGGCGUUGCUCGAAGAUUCCACGAUCAAGAGCAUUUUGAAAGAGGUCAACAUCAAGGUUGAUGCCCUUAAAGCACAGAUUCAGGAAUUAAGAGGAAACCAGAGAAUUGAUUCCAGACAGGCCGAUUCGUCGCAGCAGUUUGAAUUUUUGUCCAAGUAUGCCAUUGACUUGACCGAAAGAGCGCUACAGGGUAAGAUCGACCCGGUCAUUGGCAGAGAAGAGGAGAUCAGACGGACGAUCCGGGUGCUGGCCAGAAGAGCCAAGUCGAAUCCAUGUUUGAUUGGUGACCCUGGUGUUGGUAAGACGAGUAUUGUCGAGGGAGUCGCGCAGAGAAUUGUGGACAACGACGUGCCUUCUGUUUUGCAGGGUUGCAAGCUGUACUCGCUUGACUUGGGUGCCUUAAAAGCCGGAGCAAAAUACCAGGGUGAGUUCGAAGAAAGACUUAAGGGAGUUUUGAGCGACAUUGAAAAGUCCCAGGCCAUGGUCAUCCUGUUCAUCGACGAAAUCCACAUGUUGAUGGGCGACGGAAAGUCCGAUGCUGCCAACCUGCUGAAGCCAGCUCUGGCCAGAGGCGAUUUCCACUGUAUUGGUGCCACGACCGUCACUGAGUACCGCAAGUACAUUGAGAAGGAUGGUGCUUUCGAGAGACGGUUCCAGAGAAUCGACGUUAGAGAGCCUACAAUCCAGGAGACAGUCGCCAUCUUGAGAGGUUUGCAGCCAAGAUACGAGAUCCACCACGGUGUGCGUAUUUUGGACAGUGCUUUGGUGACUGCUGCUCAGCUCGCUUCGAGAUAUCUCACCUACAGAAAACUGCCAGACUCUGCCGUCGACUUGAUUGAUGAAACGGCAGCCGGCGUCGCAGUUGCCAGAGACUCGAAGCCUGAGGAGCUGGAUUCGAAAGAGAGACAGCUCGAGCUGAUCGAUGUUGAGAUCAGCGCUCUGGAGAGAGACCAGGACGCCGACAGCUCUACCAAGGAGAGACUGGAGGCCGCCAGACAGCGCAAGCAAAACCUCGAGGAGGAGCUUGCACCGCUUAGAGAGAAGUAUGACCAGGAGCGCGCGGGCCACGAGGAAUUGACUGCUGCCAAGCGGAAGCUGGACGAGCUGGAGGUCAAGGCCCAGGACGCCGAGAGACGGCACGACUCACAGACCAUUGCCGACCUGAGGAUGUUCGCCAUUCCGGACGUGAAGAGACGGAUCGAGGAGCUCGAGGCCAAGGUGAUGGAGGAAGAGGCCAAGAGCGAGGAGUUCCUGGUGAAGAACGUUGUUGGUUCCGAGCAGGUUGCCGAGACCGCUGCUCGGCUGACGGGCAUUCCGGUCAGCAAGCUCACGCAGGCCGAAAACGCCAAGCUCAUCACGAUGGAGAAGGAGCUGUCCUCUGCCGUCGUCGGACAGGGCGAGGCCGUCAAGGCUGUGUCGAACGCCAUCAGACUGUCGCGGUCUGGUCUGGCCAAUCCUCACCAGCCGGCUUCGUUCCUGUUCCUUGGUCUUUCUGGAUCUGGUAAGACCGAGCUGGCCAAGAAACUAGCAGGCUUCCUGUUUUCUGACGAGAGAGCCAUGAUCCGGAUCGACUGCUCCGAGCUGAUGGAGAAAUACUCCGUCUCCAAGCUCAUUGGUACCACUGCCGGCUACAUUGGCUACGAGGAGGGUGGCAUGCUGACCAACCAGCUUCUCAGAAAGCCAUACUCGGUGGUGCUGUUCGAUGAGGUCGAAAAAGCUGCUCCGGAGGUGCUGAACGUGCUGCUGCAGAUGCUCGACGACGGCAGAAUCACGGCUGCCAACGGCACGCUCGUCAACUGCUCGAACUGUAUCGUGAUCAUGACGUCGAACCUCGGCGCCGAGUACAUCAACGCCUCGAAGGGCAGCAAGAUCGACGAGGAGACCAAGAGCCUGGUGAUGACUGCUGUGCGCGCUCACUUCAGACCGGAGUUCUUGAACAGAAUCUCUGCCACAGUGGUGUUCAACAGACUCUCGAGACACGCCAUUGCCAAGAUCGUCAAGCUGAGACUGAAGGAGAUCGAGAACAGGUUCGAGCUCAACGGCAAGUCGCUGAGACUGGAUGUGGACGACGGCGCACUGGAGUACCUGUGCAAGAAGGGCUACUCGCCAGAUCUGGGUGCUAGACCUUUGAACAGACUCAUCCAGAACGAGAUUCUGAACCACCUGGCCAUCAUGGUGCUUAACGGACAGGUUCAGGAUAAGGAGGUGGUGAAGAUCACCACGAACGAGAAGGGCAUUGUCGUGGUGCCUAACCACGAGGUCCAGGACGCAAUGGACAUCGACGACUGGACGGACGACGCUGACGACGACUCUGGAUACAGCACUCCAGAUUUGGACUGA
Ogataea angusta is the source of this 2688-nucleotide messenger RNA. RefSeq lists its product as uncharacterized. Gene Ontology annotation, cellular component: cytosol; cytoplasm. Gene Ontology annotation, biological process: cellular response to heat. Gene Ontology annotation, molecular function: ATP hydrolysis activity; ATP binding. The coding region runs from base 1 to 2688 and encodes 895 amino acids. The transcript has a single exon. The record is from RefSeq and is a predicted model, not a curated record. NCBI's taxonomy places the organism in Eukaryota, Fungi, Ascomycota, Pichiomycetes, Pichiales, Pichiaceae.